AUGCCUUCCGCUCUCUCUUUCAAGCACCUUCUCUUGGGUGCAAGCCUGCUACCGAGCCUGGCUUUCUCUUCUCCAGUCGCCAACCCGGGCCGAAUCGAAGUUCCCGCUGCCCUCGAGUCCAUCGUGCCAGACAUCAUCCAACAUGGACCUCUGGAUGAUGCAGCGCUGGAGCGCCUGCAAGAGUCUCUCACCGCGAGCACGCGCCCAACUCCGACGCCAAAGCCCGAGAGAGUCAAAAGGCAGGCGACUAGCACAGCUCAGGGCUCGCUCACCAUCGCAACCAGCGACGCUUUUGUCUCCGUGGACGUCGGCGACAUCAACCUCAUCGACAACAACCCGGCCAAUUGCCACUCUCAGACCUUGAAUGGCCCGAUCCAGGCACUACACACUUGGAUGGGCUCCACCAACGUUCGUGCGAUGAACAUUACUGCCUCCGGUGGAAACACCACCGCCAUUACUUCUAAACUCGACGAACCAUUCGAUGCCGGAGCAUUCACCUUCGACAACAACGAGCGCAUCAAGGAAUUCUGGAUCCUGGAGAACCGCGGCUCUUUCCUCGGCUUCAACUUCACCACCGCCAGCGGCAAGACAUACUCCGCCAUGGCCCAAACGAUCCGCGACCCGCCUCCGAUGGUCAAGGUCCCCAUCGGCUCCGGCAUCCUCGGCCGCAUGCGCGUGCAGUACUGCGACAUCGGUCUCAUCGGCCACGUCGGCUGGGACUUCAUCGAUGACCUGCAGUCCGUGAGCAUCAGCAACCUCGCCUACUCCGGCUUCACCGACAACAUCAUGCCCUCCGGCCCCGGCACCACCGUCACCGUCGGCUCCCAGAUCCUCGACAACCGCAACUCCAGCACGGAGCAGAUGAUCACCAUCCAGACUACCGACGCCGUCACCAAGUCGCACACCAUCAGCGUCGCCAACCAGUGGCAGGUCGGCGGCAAGGUUGCGGUCGAGGCUGAGGCUGGUAUCCCCUUCAUCGGAAAGACCAAGGUUACGACUGAGUUCAACUGGCAGGUCGGCAAGACCACGACCGAGGAUGACAUGCAAUCCGAGACGUUGACCAAGUCGUCUACCGUCAACCUCAAGUGCCCCGCCAAGAAGUACUGCGUGGGCUCAUCCUUCUACACCAACUUCAAGAUGGACGUCGACGUCGAAGCCACCUUCCGCGCUAAGACCAAGUCUGGAAAGGAGUUCUUCUGGGUGCAGAAGGGCAAGUACUCCGGCGCUGACUCCCUCGCAUUGCAGCUGCAGGUUGAUGAAGCUGACGGCGUGAUCGGCCGCCGAGUCUCGACUGUCAGGCAAUUUUGA
Molecule: messenger RNA, 1308 nt
Organism: Colletotrichum karsti
Lineage: Eukaryota; Fungi; Ascomycota; Sordariomycetes; Glomerellales; Glomerellaceae
Exons: 3
Coding region: 1-1308 (435 amino acids)
Source: RefSeq, a predicted model, not a curated record